This is a messenger RNA of Anopheles aquasalis, 894 nucleotides long. Its product is annotated as peritrophin-1-like. Gene Ontology annotation, molecular function: chitin binding. Lineage: Eukaryota; Metazoa; Arthropoda; Insecta; Diptera; Culicidae. Gene Ontology annotation, cellular component: extracellular region. The record is from RefSeq and is a predicted model, not a curated record.
GAAUUGAAUAAAAGGUCAGUGGCGAUCGAAACACGAGCCAAAUUGAUCCCAACCAUCAACGGAAGUGUUACACUUACCCACAUACCCUACAGAAAAAUGGUCCAACUUACGGUAUCAAAGCGCGUUGCUCUUCCGGUGUUGCUUACCAUAGCAGGCUUGGCCUUUGGAGCACUGGCCCAAGAAGCUUGCGACGGCGUUCCGGAUGGCUAUUUUGUGCAAAAUAAGAACGACUGCAAGGCCUACUAUUAUUGCCGCAAUGGAACAGCUCAGUUGAACAAGUGCCCGGGCGAUUUCUACUUUAACGAACUGAAACAGGUCUGCGACUACCGGGACAAAGUGAGUUGCCACGUGUGCCAACAACAGACCGGAUUGCAGGUUCUACCUCAUCCCGAAAAGUGUGAGGAAUUCAUCGUAUGCUCGGAGGGCUACUCGACCGUUGGACACUGCAGCGAGGGCUAUCUGUUUGAUAGCCAGCGUUCAGCCUGCCAUCCGGCUGCACGCGUUAAGUGCAACACCGUACGAUGUCCGCAGCAGGACAAUCCCAAUGAAAUCGUCUAUCUGCCGAGUGUACAGCGCUGUGACGAGUAUUUCAUCUGUCAGUCGGGUAUGCCCGUACAAACGUUCUGCGCCCCCGGAUUGUACUGGGAUCGCAUCAACCAGCGGUGUGAUUUGUCACAAAACGUUUCCUGCACUCUGUGAUUUCGUUCGUUCAUUCUAUUGUGAGCACUAGAAUAAGCAACUGUAAAAAUGAAAAGUUUUUCAUUCUUCACCGAAAGUGUAAAAAUGGAUUUAGUACUCUGGUGCGCACGGUACGGCACACCAAUAGGAUAAUUGUUCUCAUACAAAUGGCGAAAAACUAGAAAUAAAAAGUAACAAUACAAAGGACAAACGCAA